GAAAAAGACACAAAUAGAUCGAAAAAGAUACAUAGGUAACCAUGAAAACAAUGGGAUUGCUCUGUUUUUUCAUAGCAUCUCUAACGAUAAUGCUGUCUGUUUCUCUGGGAAAUUCACAGCAUCAACAAAACCCAGAUAUCAAACAAUUCCUCGCUUGUUUCUCAGUUCAUUCAAACGCUAAAACACCCCAAGUCAUAUACACCCAACAAAACACCUCAUACACUUCUAUCUUGAACUUGCACGUUCAGAACAAACGAUACAAGAAACAAACCACUCCAAAACCUCUUGCCAUCAUAACCGCCAAAAGCGAGAGUCAUGUCCAGGCAGCAGUUACAUGCGCCAAAUCAAACGGAAUUCAGAUCAGAAUCCGAAGCGGUGGCCACGACUAUGAGGGUGUUUCAUAUGUCUCAGACGUGCCGUAUGUGAUUCUCGACAUGUUUCCUCUUCAUUCUAUUGAUUUGGACAUAAAAAGUGGCACUGCGUGGGUUCAGUCUGGAGCCACCAUUGGUCAACUUUACUACGAAAUAGCAAAGCAAAGCAAUGUGCAUGCUUUCCCAUCAGGGGUGUGUUCCACUAUGGGUACCGGUGGCCACUUUUCUGGUGGUGGGUAUGGCAAUUUGAUGAGAAAAUAUGGUCUUUCUGUUGAUAACAUCAUCGAUGCCAAAUUGGUGGAUGCGAAUGGUGUUGUUCGAGAUAGGAAAUCAAUGGGGGAGGAUCUGUUUUGGGCUAUAAGAGGAGGUGGUGGAGCCAGUUUUGGGGUUAUUCUUUCAUGGAGGAUCAAAUUGGUCGCUGUGCCCGCACAAGUGACUGUGUUCAAUGUGAAGAAAUCUGUGAAAGAAGAUGGAACUGAUGUUGCUUACAAGUGGCAACUGGUUGCACCAAAACUAGACAGAGAUCUUUUCAUAAGGGUGGAACCUGAUGUGGUGAAUGGAACAGUGAUAGUCUCUUUCAUUGGCCAGUUUUUAGGUUCAACCGAAAGGCUUGUUCCUUUGGUGAAUCAAGCAUUCCCUGAAUUGGGUUUGAAAAAGAGUGAUUGCAUAGAAAUGCCUUGGGUAAAUUCCACUCUAUUCUGGGAGGAUCUCCCAGUUGGUACCCCUAUUGAAGCUCUGCUACCAACUUCUGGUGAACCACCUGCGAUAUACUUUAAGAGUAGAUCAGAUUAUGUGAAAAACCCGAUCCCAAAAACAGCCUUCAAACAGAUGUGGGAUUUGAUGACUAAAUAUAACAACAUUUGGAUGCAGUGGAACCCUUAUGGAGGGAUGAUGGAGGAGAUUUCAGAAUCAGCAACGCCUUUUCCUCACAGGAAAGGGAACUUGUUCCUGAUUCAGUAUUUUGUGUUCUGGACUGAAGAUGGUGCUGAGGCCUAUGAUCGUUACAUGAACUAUUCGAAGUCGUUUUAUGAUUUUAUGACCCCUUUUGUUUCUAGGUCUCCGAGGGAAGUGUUUCUGAAUUACAGGGAUCUUGAUGUUGGUGCCAAACAUCCAAGUUCUUCAGCAAGCUUGCAAGAUGCUGAAAUAUAUGGAACCAAGUUCUUCAAGGAAAACUUUGAUAAAUUAGUGCGCGUCAAAACCAACGUUGAUCCUUCAAAUUUCUUCACCUAUGAACAGAGUAUACCACCUAAAUCUGCCUAGCUUUAGCUGCUAAUUUCAUCAAUCAAUAAGAUCAAAUUGUUUGGCUAUGUGUUUUUCUAUACUUACGGUGUGGUUAGUUCUCUUCAAAAUUUUAAAAGUU
Molecule: messenger RNA, 1731 nt
Organism: Vigna unguiculata (cowpea)
Lineage: Eukaryota; Viridiplantae; Streptophyta; Magnoliopsida; Fabales; Fabaceae
Product: berberine bridge enzyme-like 17
Molecular function (GO): FAD binding; oxidoreductase activity
Source: RefSeq, a predicted model, not a curated record